This is a messenger RNA of Scaptodrosophila lebanonensis, 2055 nucleotides long. RefSeq lists its product as uncharacterized. The record is from RefSeq and is a predicted model, not a curated record. The coding region runs from base 1 to 2055 and encodes 684 amino acids. The transcript has a single exon. NCBI's taxonomy places the organism in Eukaryota, Metazoa, Arthropoda, Insecta, Diptera, Drosophilidae.
AUGAAGUUUCUCACGCGCGCUGAAAAAUGGUAUCGGAAAGUUGCGAUUGUCGGCAUUGUUUUGUGCAUGCUCGGGUAUAGCUACGUGUACCUGGACUACUUGAGCGAUAGGUUUUUCUACACGACCACCCAGCUGGAAAACGCAUAUUUUGUGAACAAUCCUGGUUGCAAGAUUGUCGCCUUGGAUGUGAUGAAUCGACGCAUAUCGCACUACAUGUACUUGCUGCCCGCAACCAAGUGUCCGAAUUCCACCUGGUUCGAGACCAAAAUGUACGGAGGCAGUUGGACUCUUGAGCUGAGCAUGAACAUGAAGUUGCAGCUCGAGGGCAUGGAUGUUCACUGUCAGUACUGGCCAGUGACCAGUCUGUCUGGUGGGUCGAAAGAGAUUGGGAGAGCUGUGCACUUUCGACUGGAGGAACCAUAUCGUGUGACCAUGGCCCAUGGCAUACGACUGAUACGUGUGGCCUGCUUGGAUAGUUCCAACCAGACGCUGCAUCAGGAUGUGCAUUUCUUUGUGCAACCACCGCCCAAGCUUGGCCUGAGAAAUGAGACUUUGCCUUUGAUUCUGUGGCGGCAGUCCAAGACGAAGAAAAUCGAACCGACCAGCAGUCGCAAGACUACGUCCAAGAAAAAACCAUUGCCGGCCGCUCCACUCAUAUCGAUCAUGAUACUGGGGCUCGAUAAGGUCUCGCAUUUGAAUUUUCUGCGUCAAAUGCCUGUCACUGCCGGCUACAUCCGCACACAGCUGCCGCACGUUGAGUUCUGGGGCUACAAUAAGGUCGGCGGCGAUACGUUUCUCAAUCUUAUGCCCAUGCUCACGGGCAUGAGCUUCGAGCACUUUCACAUCGAGUGUGGGCUGAGAAAAGAGCCAUCGAACCACUUGAAAUACGAUAAGUGUGAUCUGCUGUGGGAGCACUUCAAGAGAAGGGGCUAUAACACCAGCUAUGGCGAGGAUGAACCGGUUUCCGGUGUAUCGAGGCAAUUUAAAUCGAUAUCCAGAGCUCCAACGUUCGAUCAUUACCUGCGUCCCACCCUCAUUGAGAUGAAUAGCUACUGUAGAACCUUUGCUAAGCUGGACUACAUCCAUUGUUCGGGCGGACGGGAGUACGCGGAUGUAUUGUUCGAGCACAUCGAACGUCUGUUGCCGCACAAGCAGCGUUAUCCUUUCUUCUCCUUCUACUGGUGGAAGCAGGGAGUUUUCGAUUACUUCAACUAUCCCCAAAAACUGGAUAUACGUUUCUUUAAGUUGCUGCGCCGCCUGAGUGCGACCGGCGUUAUGAACAACACCUUCAUUCUGCUGAUGUCAGACCACGGCCUACGCUGGGGUCCCUUCAGACGCACGUAUCAGGGCAUGUUGGAGGAUGGACUGCCCCUACUGUUUGCUAUUUACCCCGCUUGGCUGAAAAAACGGUAUCCAGAGGCACUCGACAAUUUGGCGGACAACGACCGCAAUCUGGUGACCACAUACGAUCUCUUCUCCACUCUGUACGAUCUCAUCGACUUAAACAAAUUGCGUCCACAAUCGCUGGCUUCGCGAGCCGAUAAGCUAAGGUUGAUGCGCGAUGCCGUAAUCCCACGAGGCAUGACUCUUUUCCUGCCAGUAUCUCCAUUCCGCACAUGCAAGACCUCUCGUAUUCCGGCCGACUACUGUGUGUGCCACGGCUUCAUAUCCUUGUCGGUGAGCGAUGCGCGUGCACAGCGAGCUGCUCGGGCUAUCGUGCGCAUCAUCAACGACAACCUGCGUCCCUUCUCGCAAUGCCAAUACCUGCAGUUGGAUGCGGUCCUGAAGGCCUACCUAUAUAGCACACAGCGUGAACUCAGUCAGCCGUAUACCAAGAACGAGGCUGAGCAGGAGGUGAAGGUGCGAUUGCAGACGCUGCCCGGCGAGGCUCAGUUCGAGGCCACCACACGUUUUACGGGCUUUACGAUGGCGCUGACUGGCGACAUAACGCGCAUCAACAAUAUCCACAAUCAGUCCUACUGCACCAAAAAUCCCAAUAUCAGGAUGUUCUGUUAUUGCAAGCCAGCUCCAUAUGCAUCCAAUAAAAACGAUUAA